AUGUCGGUGUCGGCGACGACGACGUAUUCUAUUCGCAAUUCUAUACCAACCGCCAACUCGUCCACUCCUUUGAACCCCACUGAAUCCACUUCGCAAUCGUUACCCGUUGGUGCAAUAGUCGGCAUUGUUUUGGGUGUUGUCGCCCUCCUUAUCUUGAUUGGCUUGUCGCUGUUCUUUUGGUUGCGCGCGCGUCGCCAGAAGCGACUAUAUCUGGCUCAGAAACAAAUCGUGAGGCAAAGUGUUCUGGAUUAUGGAUUGUCCUCGCCCGUUUCAAUGCCGGGAUCCGCACACCUCCCACCAGCACGAAGGCUGACGGAAACCCGAAAUCGCACUGAAUCCCCAUCCAUCGUCGCUUUCUCCAUGUCUUCGUACAACUCGGUUGGUGGUAGUCCGAAGAUUGACACCGAUCCGUUCGCGCCCACCUACACGCCGACGUCGGCCGUCUUCAAACCCCCCGCUGGAGAUACAGAACAUGUUUCUGAGAAAUAG
Messenger RNA from Stereum hirsutum FP-91666 SS1, 489 nucleotides. RefSeq lists its product as uncharacterized. Lineage: Eukaryota; Fungi; Basidiomycota; Agaricomycetes; Russulales; Stereaceae. The transcript is spliced from 2 exons. The record is from RefSeq and is a predicted model, not a curated record. The coding region runs from base 1 to 489 and encodes 162 amino acids.